AUGGAGCAUUUUUUACGGGUGGGCUCCAGAACUAAAGACUCCUUCGAAGAAGAAGCCACAAUCCGGAGCACCACCAAGUCGGGGAGCGUCUUUAUAUCAGAAUUCAGACUCUCCUUCUCAGCCCGUCUGAGAGUUUAUUGUUCAACCAGGCCUGUGCUGUAUGGAAAAGCAGAGGAGGCGACUGGGGACGUGGCCAAGAUGGUGUUCCCAAUGUCAGCUAUUAAGUACCAGGAGUCUCUUUUGGAGCAGAUAGAGUUGUUCAGGUGGGGUAUGCGAGGGAGACUGAGAAACCGGGAGAGAACGGGCAAAGUUGGGAGCUACAAAAAGAAGCUACAGGCCUACAAGCUCCCAGAUCCAAAAUACCUGUGUAAAGACCUGGUGCUCUGCAGUUACUUCCACAUAUUUGAGUCUAAAGCUGGGGGCAGCAAGAACUUCUCUGGGACUCUUCAGUCCAACUUCCAACGUGUGCUGCUAUAUGAGAACCCAGAGCUUCAGCAGAAAGCCAGAAGCUGUAUUCCUUACAAGCAGCUUUUGUAUGCAGCUAAGCAAAAGCUGAAGUUAGCUCAAGAGGCUGAGACAGAAUGUAAACUAGGAGAAGAGGACUUCCUUGUGCUGGAGUUGCUUAGGUGGUUCAAACAUGACUUCUUCUCCUGGGUUGACUGUUUGCCCUGUAACAGCUGUGGAGGCCCAACCCAGAACAGCGGCUCACUCAGUCCUACUAUUGAUGAUCUUCGCUGGGGAGCCCAGCGAGUGGAGAACCACUACUGCCAAAGCUGCCAGUUAUGCACCAGAUUCCCUCGAUACAACAAUCCCGAGCAGCUUCUCAAAACCAGGAGGGGACGCUGUGGGGAGUGGGCCAACUGUUUUACACUGUGUUGCAGAGCUCUCUGCCUUGAAGCCCGGUACAUCUGGGACAGCACAGAUCACGUGUGGACAGAGGUUUACUCUGUGUCUCAGCGCCGUUGGCUACACUGUGACCCAUGUGAAAACAUCUGUGAUAAACCUUUACUCUAUGAGGUUGGCUGGGGGAAGAAACUCUCCUAUAUUCUGGCUUUUUCACGGGAUCAGGUGGUUGAUGUGACGUGGAGGUAUUCUUGCAAACAUCCAGAGGUUUUGUCAAGAAGGACCAAUGUUCAGGAGACCUGGCUGCUGCACACUAUUAUUGGGCUCAAUGCUUUGAGACAACAAUCCCUCGGCCUCGACAGGAAAUUAGAAUUGGCAGAACGGUUACUUGUUGAACUUGUAGAGUUCAUUUCCCCCAAAAUACCAAAACAAGGCGAACUGGGAGGACGCACCUCUGGGUCUCUGGGCUGGAGGCAGGCAAGAGGAGAGACGGGAGAUGCCGAUUCAGGGACUAUUAAGCAGGGCACUGGCUAUGUGUUCACGCCCACUGAGAAAGAGAGGAGAGACAAGCUAAUUCAUGUGUUGUACAAUACGACUAAAGACCAAUACUGUCGGAUCUCCAAUGACUUUGAGAUCAUCCACUGCUGGGAUCGAUGUGCGUGGAAUAGGGAGUCUGUCUUUAGGAAGGUGGAAAACGACUGGCAGAUGGUAUAUAUUGCUCGAAUUGAAGGCUCCUCUGCAGGACACAUCAGCUGGAAAUUUGACUUUGGGCCAGCAAAAUUAAGUGUCAAGUCUGUCUCAAUCAGGGCCAGCAGCCAAACUUUCAAUUUGGGGGAGGUCAGCUGGCUUUUGCAAUCAGGCAUGAUUACAACUGAGUUUUCUGGAGAUGGAAGCAUGCAGUCCUUCCAGUGUCUUAAUAGUUCCUCGGAGUUUACUGUCACUGCGCAGCUCAGGGGUGGGGAAGGGAAUGCAUCAUGGCAGCACGCUCAGCUUUUCAGGCAGAGUCUGAGAGAUACAGAAGAGUCUCCAUUUGAAAUUAUCAUUCACCUUGAAAACACAUAAAGAUCAGAAUUUUACCUUAGUUGUUGCUGUUGAGCAGUGUAUUUGUUUUUUGAAUAAUUUUGUUAUUUUAAAGUCCUCUUUUGUAGAGCUGAAUUCUGUCACAGUCAAUACUGACAAGGUAAAUUUUGCAGGGGGGGAAAAAACACAAAACAUAAUGUCGACUAAUUGACCUCAUUGCAUUUAAGUCAUAGAUACCUUUACAAUGGUGUCAGUCAUGAAAACAUUGGCAUGUAACACAGAAAACCUCUGGUUCAGCUGUGAAAGUUAC
This is a messenger RNA of Hippocampus comes (tiger tail seahorse), 2173 nucleotides long. RefSeq names its product N-glycanase 1 (gene ngly1). Lineage: Eukaryota; Metazoa; Chordata; Actinopteri; Syngnathiformes; Syngnathidae. The transcript has 13 exons. Gene Ontology annotation, molecular function: peptide-N4-(N-acetyl-beta-glucosaminyl)asparagine amidase activity. Gene Ontology annotation, cellular component: cytosol; nucleus; cytoplasm. The record is from RefSeq and is a predicted model, not a curated record. The coding region runs from base 1 to 1905 and encodes 634 amino acids. Gene Ontology annotation, biological process: glycoprotein catabolic process; protein deglycosylation.